AUGAAUGCAACCAAUCUCGAUGGAGCUGAUCAACCGAUUUCGAAAAAACCCACUGGCCUUCCAAAACCAAAAACCAAAGAUCGCCAUGCAAAGGUGGAGGGCAGGGAUCGGAGAGUCCGGAUUCCGGCAGACUGCGCCGCCAGGGUUUUCCAGCUCACUCGAGAGCUCAGCUUCAAAACCAACGGCGAUACAAUCCGCUGGCUCUUGUACCAAUCUGAGUCGUCCAUCAUUGCACGGACAGGAUAUGGGGUUUCUCCGGCUCCUCCUCCUCCUCCUCCUCCUCCGUCCCCGGUGGUGGAACUCUUCCCCGGCGGGUCGUCCUUUAACCCUCCGGCCUUUCAGGUUUACAGGCCUGUGCCUUUACUGCCAAGCCCAGAGUUCAAUCAUUUCAUGGCGAGCUACGAUCUGCCCUAUCACUUCACUGGUACCCAUGGGAUUGAUAUGUUCGAAGCUGCUGAGAAGUAA
This is a messenger RNA of Carica papaya (papaya), 465 nucleotides long. NCBI's taxonomy places the organism in Eukaryota, Viridiplantae, Streptophyta, Magnoliopsida, Brassicales, Caricaceae. The record is from RefSeq and is a predicted model, not a curated record.